Molecule: messenger RNA, 1122 nt
Organism: Exaiptasia diaphana
Lineage: Eukaryota; Metazoa; Cnidaria; Anthozoa; Actiniaria; Aiptasiidae
Product: DNA polymerase delta subunit 4
Exons: 4
Coding region: 78-404 (108 amino acids)
Biological process (GO): DNA synthesis involved in DNA repair; DNA-templated DNA replication
Cellular component (GO): delta DNA polymerase complex
Molecular function (GO): DNA-directed DNA polymerase activity
Source: RefSeq, a predicted model, not a curated record
GUGCUUUUUAGCUUGACACAGCUGAUUUUCAGUAGAAGUAACGAAAUUCCGCGAAAUUCUGCAUUGUAUUUGCGAGGAUGUCGAAUAGGUUGAUUACAGACACUUUCCCGAAGGUUAGGAAACAACGAAUUAUAAAAAAAGAUGUACAAAUCCCAGUGGAAAAGCAGAAAAAGACCCAAGAUACAUUAUCAGUAAGCCAAAAAGACGAACAAGAUCUUCAGUCGCUUAGAGAAUUCGAUAUGAAUUCGGACUUCGGGCCAUGUAUCGGUAUUUCAAGGUUAGAACGCUGGGAAAGAGCUGAAAAGUUUGGGCUGCAUCCUCCAACUAUGGUCAAGGACAUCAUUUYAAAGAAUUCAAAUGAUGAGUCUUAUACAGAAUGUAUCUGGAAAGRUGAGAAAUUAUAGCAAGAUACAAUACAACUUAAUGCAGCUGCAACUACUCGAGUUUGUACACCAUCAAACCUGCAGUAGAUAUUGUUUGGUUCCCUUUUUACUAUCAUUAAAAAUUCCAGUUAUAUUUCAUGUUGACAUUGGAAGUAAAUAUGGUAAUUCAGUCAUAGACAAUGGACAAGGAAAUAAAGGAUAAUAUGGUAAAAAGWUUAUAUACAAGGAAAAAUUGAUAUCAUACAUGUAUAAGAUAACAAAAGACAAGGUAAAAGCAAAAAAUAGAAAUUAUAUUUACCCAAGGCCAGUUCUUGCUUUUUGUCUUGUACUAGCUAUAAUACUGUUAAUAUUCUUUUGAGCAGAGCUUACUGUCAACCAAAAAUCCUGACAUAAAUCAGUCCAAUAUAUUGGUCAUAUAUAGUCCCAGAAAAGCUGCUUGAACUCAAGCUCUUUCAAUUCUUUUGUGUCAUUUUGUAGAAAAGCCAUAUUUUGAACAGCARUUUUUAUGAUUAUUAGUCAGAUUUCAUAUCACAGCAUUGAGAUUCCCAGUUACAUAGAGUACAAACACUAAAUAUGUGCAACUGCUAAAUAGUACUAACUAAAAAAUAGAAAACAGAAGAAUUUAGCACUGAUUUAGUGGUAUUUAUUUUGCACACUUUUAGUGUUUGUACUCUAUAAUUUAGACUAUUCCAGGAGAGUUGACAGGCCUGCUAAAGGUAUUUGCAAUCAAUAAAAAUAA